CAAAAUCACACCAAAUACUCUUCUUCUUCUUCUUCAUCCAUCAACAAUAUAUUUAUUCUUUAUAAUAAUUCCAUUAUGAAAAUGCUUCACAUUCUCUUCGUUGUUUGCUCUCUUCUCACCAUCUCAACUCAUGCUGCGGUGCAAGACUUUUGCGUCGCGGACCUAAAAGGCCCAGAAGGCCCAGCGGGCUAUUCUUGCAAGGCAGCCACUGUAGUGACAGUUGAUGACUUUGUAUCAACUGGGCUACGUUAUGCAGGAAACACUUCCAACAUUAUCAAAGCAGCCGUCACUCCAGAAUUUGCAGCCCAAUUCCCCGGUGUAAAUGGGCUUGGGCUGUCCAUUGCAAGAUUGGACAUAGCCCCUGGGGGUGUGGUUCCAAUGCACACACACCCGGGGGGUUCUGAGCUCCUCUUGGUGACUCAAGGGUUUAUCAAGGCCGGUUUCAUUUCCUCGGCUAACACCGUCUAUUUGAAGACCCUACAAAAGGGUGAUAUCAUGGUGUUCCCACAAGGGUUGUUGCAUUUCCAGAUAAAUGCUGGAGGAGUUACUGCCGUUGCAUUCGCAAGCUUUAGCAGCGCCACGCCUGGCCUACAAAUUCUCGAUUUCGCGUUGUUUGCCAAUAACUUGCCAUCCGCUUUGGUGGAGGCUACUACUUUCCUAGAUGAUGCCACAGUGAAGAAGCUAAAGGCUGUUCUUGGUGGAACUGGCUAAUUAUCCACAUUCAUGCUAUGCUAAUUGCAUGUGCAAGCCAUUCUUUGUGUCAAUUAGUUAAUAAUUACGUACCAGUCUUUUUUUCCUGUGUUUGUCGUCAUUAACCUAAUGAUUAUGACACGCACUAUGUAUUUCAUCAAUUGUUUAAAUUUAAGUAUGGUAUGUUUUUUGCGGA
Molecule: messenger RNA, 886 nt
Organism: Erigeron canadensis
Lineage: Eukaryota; Viridiplantae; Streptophyta; Magnoliopsida; Asterales; Asteraceae
Product: auxin-binding protein ABP19a-like
Exons: 1
Coding region: 76-711 (211 amino acids)
Cellular component (GO): cell wall
Molecular function (GO): manganese ion binding
Source: RefSeq, a predicted model, not a curated record